UUAUAAGCUGCUACAUAUGGAUGGAUGGAUGCGGGAGCGCGCAUGACAGAGGAGGCGCGUUCAUGUGACUGGGGAAGGGAGAGUUCUGUUCUUUCACCGCUCCAUCCGGGAACUCUCGGAAUUAACACUGACAACCGCAGCGCAACUUUUCCCCCAAGCAAAGUGAAAUCAGGCCGCGCACUCGGCCAGAAUAUAGUCCCGCAUUUUUCAACUCAAAGUCGCACAAAUAAACCUGUUUGUUUCGACCAGCUCCGGUACGCCUUCGCGGGCUCGUUUUUGGAGCGGAUCUAUCCGAGUGCUGAAACCUUUCGCUCGUGUUUGGAGCACUUUUGGGUGACGAGUCUCACGGCCGGUGAAGAAGCGACAACUUGCUUGCAGCCGGAGUAGUUCUUGUGACUGUUAUUGUUUCUUUUCAAAAUAUUUGCAUCACGCCGUAAAUAACGCGGAUCGAGCCGAAAGUGGAGGAAAAGUGCUUCUGAAGUGGGAACAUGGAGCUGCAAGGCCUUCAAGAGUCACUGAAAGUAGAAGUCCAUUGUCAUCAGAAGCUCGCCGUUAGAAGUUGUCCUGUGGGGACGGCCACCAAACCCCUCGCCCUCAUCAAGCAGCCCAGCCAGAGCAUCGCCAACUCUGUGGUGCCGGCAAAGACUCCUGUUUCCAUGGUGACGGCACACAUUAACGGACAAAAGGCGUUGAGUUCUGAGACGCUUCAGACGUCCCUGAUCAACAUCCAAACACCCUCCGGACAGAGCAUCAGCCGCUCACAGAUGUUGGGAGCACUCACAGCAAUCCCUAUCAAGGUGCCUCACGUCAGUUCACUACAGCGGCUCGCUGGACACUCACCCAGCGUGCUACCUCAGGUCAGGCCAAAGACCCUCAUUCCAGAAAGCCUUCCUCUCAGCCCAUGCAGCAAGAUGCAGCAGUCUGGUCAAACACGGAGUAUGUCGCAGGGCAGAUCUGUGGUCAGUCCCAAGAGCCAGGGCGCAUCUCUGCCCACUGCCAACAGCACCGUCAGCCAUGACAGACUGUGCAAUGGGCAGGAGGACAGUUCCUCAAUGCCCUUGCCCAUGCCUGGUGCUUCCAGCACCUCCAGCAGUGCCGGUGUGACGUACGCCGUCAUCUCAGCGACCUCACCUGUGGCUCACGGGGUGUCAGGAGUCACUGAAGCAAUUCAAGUUCAACCGCUGAUCUUCAGUCCAGACAGCAAGGUCAUUAUAAUUCAGCCACAAAUUCCCAGUAACUCCAAAAGUUCACCAGCCUCACAGACCGACAGUCCUGUAAAGGAGCCAAGUCCUGAUCCCUCGACUCUAGCCAAAAAGGAGGAGGAUCCAGAGAAAAUUGACUUCAUGGUUGCUCUUGGUCUGGUAACUACAGAACAUCUGGAGGAGAUCCAGAGUAAAAGACAUGAGAGGAAAAGACGCAGUGCAGCAAAUCCAGCAUACAGUGGACUGUUUGAACCAGAGCAAAAACGACUUGCAGCAAAUUACCUAAACGGUGCUAUUUUUCUGUCAGUAAGAGACUCUGACGAGCUGUGCUGGAAGGAGGAGUUGCAGAAUGAAGAUCACUGUGCAAUGUGUAAGCAAAAAGGUGAUCUUCAGCCCUGUCACACCUGUACUCGCGCCUACCACCCCGACUGCCUGAACCCACCUCUCAAAACUGCCACCAGGGGCAUGUGGAUGUGCCCCAAGUGCCACAAGAAAAUUUUGAACAAAGAGAACUUGUCUUGGCCACAGAACUUCAUCCAGUCAUACAUCACACAUAAAACAGUGCGAGAGGAAGAAUGCCAGAAGCUCAUGAGGAGGAACACUGAACUGAAGAAAGAGUGUGAACAUCUGAGUGAACAGGACCAGAAACUCUGCAAAUUUCUCUCUAAGUGUAUUGCGCAUAAGGAGCAUCUCUUGGGUCAACAGCGAAACACUCAAGCAUCUCUGGAGCGUCUCAAGACUCUGAUCCGACUCAUCCAGCGAGAUCACAUGAUCCAAGUGACCAUGACGGCCACCACCACUGGACCUUCACUGCUUUCACUGCCCUGGAUCAAAGCCACUGGCAGCAGCACCAGCACCACAGCGUCUCCCGCAGGCCCUUCCGCAGUACUGCACAAAAACAUACUGCAGUCACACGGCAACAACUGACGACUGUCCCGACAGCUCGCUAACAGCUCGCUGAACACAUUCAUACAGAGACACAGAUGGUGAUAUCACACCAGCGUUGGGUUUUUUGCUUACUGUAAUGUCUUACAGAUAAAAAAAGGAAAAAAUAUAGUAAAAAAAAAAAAAAGAAAUUAAAAGCAUCACUUGAUUCAAUAAGUAUUUUUUAAAGGCAACACACACAGUGCUUUUUACUUACUGAUAUUUUCAUUUAGUAUUUUUCUUGGCCUUAAUGUAUUUACGAUUAGGUUGCGAUGCCGUUGCAAAUAUAUGAAAUAAGUAUUCUAAAUAGCUAGAGAUGUUUGGUUUUACGCAUUGCAUUUUUUACUGGGGAUUUGAUGUCUGCGGGGAUGGGAUAAUUGUUUGCAAAUAGUGAUUGAGAAUGUUAGUGUAGUUGUAGUUGAAGUAACUUAUGAAACGGAGAGCACUGUACAUUGAUAUAUCCAAAUAGAUUGUUUCCAUUUUUGCCAUAUUAAUUCAGGUGAAAGUAAGACAAGGAAUUGUUUUUCUUGUGUGCGUGUUGACGAGCAUACAAACAACAACAACAACAACAACAACUUUCUCAGUAUUAAUAGAGAGGACAGAACAAAGUAUUUAAGAUAAUGACAGAAUUUUGCCUUUGUAGUGAAGAAUUUAGUAAGCCUGUUAAUAAAUUCAAAAAAGUAUUGGACAGAGGAAUCACUGUAUACAUAUUAUCUUUUUAAAAUUUCAUCUGGGCUGUCCCGACAACAAAAAAGAAAAUAAUAGUUAAGUUUGAGUGCCUGAUCCCAUCAUUCAUAAAAUAUACCAAAAACCCUAAACAUUUUUGUACCUUUAACAUUAUAAUCUUUUAAUCUCAUAUUGCUCUAUUGUUUGUGCCUUAACUUUAAAAUGUCCCUCCAAGGAUAACACAUGUUGGUCAUGUGUGAUCAGGUGUCUAUAACUACUAUGUUUAACAUUGAAAUAAAUACAAUGAAAUGUAUUUCUGCAUGUUGUUCUACAAAAUUCUGUCAAGAUGCACAUUUGCUGCCUCUGAGGUUGAGGUACCAGUAUGUUUUGGGGAGUAGGGUGGGGUUAAGGUAAGGGUUGGUUUAGGUUUAGGGGUAAGGUUAACAGUGUAACUACAAAUGUAAUUAAAUGCAGGUACUUUAAAUGUAAGUAAAAUGCAACAUAACAUUGCAUCAAAUGCUUUAAGGGACAGUACACCCAAAAUUGAAAAUUCUCUCAUAAUUUACUCACCCUCAUGUCAUCCCAGGUGUGCAUGACUUCCUUUCUUCUGCAGAACACAAAUUAAGAUUUUUAGAAGAAUAUCUCAGUUCUGUCGGUCCAUAAAACACAAUGGAAGGGUUUUCAGCACUUUAAAUCUUCAAAAAUCACAUGAAGGCUGAAUAAAAGUAAUCCAUAAAACACCAGUCGUUAAAUCCAUAUCAUCUGAAGUGAUACGAUAUGUGUGGGUGAGAAAAAGAUUAUCAAUAUAAAAAGGUAAUUUUUUUCUGUAAAACCUUUGACCAGCCCUGACCAGUAGGUGGCGUUAUCCACGAAGAAUGCCAAUUAUCUAAAAACAGAAGAAGAAUGUAAAAAUGAAAGUGGAGAUUUAUUGUAAAAAAUUAAUUCAAUAUUGAUCUGUUUCUGACCCACACCUAUUAUAUUGAUUCUGAAGGCAUGAAUUUAACCAUUGAAGUCUUAUGGAUUACUUUUAUGCUGACUUGUGAUUUUUGGAGAUUCAAAGUUCUGGUCACCAU
Messenger RNA from Xyrauchen texanus (razorback sucker), 3865 nucleotides. RefSeq names its product PHD finger protein 21B-like. NCBI's taxonomy places the organism in Eukaryota, Metazoa, Chordata, Actinopteri, Cypriniformes, Catostomidae. The transcript is spliced from 13 exons. The record is from RefSeq and is a predicted model, not a curated record. Bases 489 to 2129 code for a protein of 546 amino acids.